Caenorhabditis remanei is the source of this 696-nucleotide messenger RNA. RefSeq lists its product as uncharacterized. Lineage: Eukaryota; Metazoa; Nematoda; Chromadorea; Rhabditida; Rhabditidae. The record is from RefSeq and is a predicted model, not a curated record. Gene Ontology annotation, biological process: regulation of DNA-templated transcription. Gene Ontology annotation, molecular function: zinc ion binding. Gene Ontology annotation, cellular component: nucleus. The transcript is spliced from 5 exons. The coding region runs from base 1 to 696 and encodes 231 amino acids.
AUGUUUGACGAAACUCCACUCCCAACAGAUCCACAAUCUCCACCACCAUCUCCUGUAAUGCCCUUCCCACCACAGGAUCAGCGCACCACGGGAUUUAAGCCAUAUCCGCAAAUGAUCCCUCUUUUGGAUGACAAGUUCCAGAAUAUGACUCUUGUGGGUACAAUCAAAAUUUACAAAGACGCACUCGAUGAUUUGAGAGGAAAGGCACUCUCGGUCUCAAGUUGCCCAACUCCUGGAUGCCUUGGAUGGGGCAAUAUGAAACGCAGCAAGAAUGCGUUUCACCGGACACAAGAUGCAUGCCCAAUAUGGCAUCACGCUCAGCGGAAUAAGGUUGAAUCGUCGGAGUCACGCUCAUUACUCGACAGAUUCAACGAAAUAUUUCCAAACGGCAGUUUCCAGCCAGCCCCUAUGCCAACAACACCACCUCCGGCCAUGACACGAAUUGGACAACCACCACAACAAUCUGCGGCACCAAUUGGACCAAUGCAGACCUUGCCGCCUCCACAACUCCCGCAACAGUGCAUCUGGACAUUCUUCUUGCCAACGCCACCACCAUUCUUCCCGACAACAUUCCCUCCACCAAUGUACCCAACUCACAAUUUGCAUAACAACCAAUCGAUGCCUCCAAUGCCAACAAUGUCUCCAAUGCCUCCAAUGCCAACAAUCGAUCCAAAAGACGAACCCGAAGAUUAUUGA